This is a messenger RNA of Knipowitschia caucasica, 333 nucleotides long. Lineage: Eukaryota; Metazoa; Chordata; Actinopteri; Gobiiformes; Gobiidae. The record is from the annotation of a GenBank genome assembly.
AUGCUGAGAAGUGGGUCAAGCUCGCGCGCCCCCACAGGUGGAUUUUGCGGCGGUCACCCUACACGCUACUCACAAGCUCUCACUCUCAAACACGCACGCACACGCACGGGCAGCAGAGGCAGCAGAGGCAGCAGAGGCCGGGGACGCUGCAGUCACAAACGCCUUUCCGCUCCACGCUUCUCGGCGGACUUCAAGCUGCAUGGACCAGAGCAGAAGAGGACCCCAGCCGAGCCUCCGCAUGAUACAGGACUUUGUGCCAGGAGACUGCACAGUCUGGACACAGCCAUGAAGCCACACAGACCGAUGCUGCAGGAGUCUUCCCAGGAUUAUUAA